Molecule: messenger RNA, 1473 nt
Organism: Spodoptera exigua (beet armyworm)
Lineage: Eukaryota; Metazoa; Arthropoda; Insecta; Lepidoptera; Noctuidae
Source: the annotation of a GenBank genome assembly
GAAACCUCAGAAUUUGUCUCAUCGAUCAUUGUCAGUGUAUGUAUUCAAUUUCUUACAAAAACCGGUUCAAGAAUUCCUAUAUUGAUAAUACUCUUUGGGUUAAAGACUGUAUCAGAAACACAGUCACUGAAAUCAGACGUAAUAUCAUCAAAAUAUUUUUGGUUUUGACAUUUCAUUACAGAAAAAUUGGCAGACAUAAAUAAAAUUCGUGCUGAAAAAAUAUUGCAUCAUGUUGUCGCGUAUGUGCGUAGCACGAUCCGCCUUUAACGUAGGCCAUACACUCAAAUCACCAGUUCCUAGUAAUUUUGUACCAAAGAAUUAUGUCGUGCGGAGCUAUGCACGGGCACCAGGAUCCCGUACCAGAGUUGCUUCUCAAACACAGGGUUCAUCACUAUGGGCACGACUGAUGGCUCCAGCCGGACCUAAUGCAUUCAGCAUGGGAAAAGGAGCAUUGGCUGGGGCAUCAGCUGUUGGCUUGGGUGCACUUUGUUAUUAUGGUUCAGGAAUUAAGCCUGGUGUGUGCACAGAAGCACACCUUUGGCCACAAUAUGUAAAAGAUCGUAUUAGAGCAACAUAUGGAUACAUUGCCGGUUCCAUAGUACUAACUGCUGGUAGCGCCUACACAGUAUUUAGAACACCUGCGCUAUUGAACCUAGUUGCAAGGAAUGGGUGGGUGUCAAUAAUAGUAACUCUAGGCAUGAUGAUUGGAUCUGGCAUGGUGGUACGAGGUAUGGACUACACACCUGGGUUUGGUGCCAAACAAUUAGCCUGGGUUGUACACACUGGUAUCAUGGGUGCUGUCAUUGCACCUAUGUGCUUCCUGGGUGGUGCUGCACUUACUCGUGCCGCUUGGUAUACAGCUGGUGUUGUUGGUGGCCUAAGCACAGUUGCAAUCUGUGCUCCAUCUGGUGAAUUUUUGAAUAUGCGGGCACCACUAGCUAUGGGUCUAGGAGCUGUAUUCGCUGCAUCUCUGGCCAGCAUGUUCGUUCCCCAGGCUACUGCACUUGGAGCAGGACUGUAUUCUAUCAGUUUGUAUGGUGGUCUGAUAGUAUUCGGCGGGUUCCUGCUGUACGACACCCAAGCUAUUGUGAAACGCGCUGAGGUUCACCCUAUGUAUGGAUUACAACCCUACGACCCCAUUAACUCUGCUAUUUCGGUAUACCUUGACAUCAUAAACAUCUUCAUGCGAAUUGCCAUCAUUGUGUCUGGAGGCGGCGGCAACAGGAGGAAGUAAAAAAAUAUGGGAACUGUCUAGAGCUUUCAUAUAAUUUUUUGCUGUAAAAAAAUCGAACAAAACAAAAUUGUUGGUAGACAGCAGAAACUUUAGGGAGUCAAUAAAUAUAAUGUUGUUGACUGAAAAAAAAAAACAAUGUGAUAUUAUUGUUGUGUAGUCAGUAAGUUGGUGUAUGUUUAAUAAAUUGACAAGUGGUCGAUAUUGGCUUUUUUUGUCCCCAUGGUAAUGUUCGAUUCUUA